AUGGAGGCUGGAGAAGAAACAAGCGUUUUUUACAACAAUCCACAAAACUGUAACGAAGAAACAGGAGAAACAAGUCAUUUAUGUAACAAUCAACAGAAAGAUUAUAACGCGAUUCCAAAAGUAACUGAGUCUAUACAUGAUGAUCUUGAAAAAAACUCUACAACUACCUCUGGAAGCGGAUCAGAUUGGGCUGCUUACAUGAAUAUAGUUUGUGUGGUGGCCGGAUCUGGGACUCUUGGUAUUUCAUAUGCUCUACAACAAGGAGGAUGGAUAUCUUUAAUACUUUUGAUUAUAGCAGCACUUAUGUCUACAUAUACAAGCAUAAAAUUAAUUGAAUGUUUAUAUCAUGGUAAAACACGUAAAACUUCAGUAUCGGAAUUGGCAUAUUAUGCGUUUGGCAAUCCUGGAUUAUGUGUGGUUGGUUUCUUUUUUAACGUAAUAAGUUUAGGAUGUCCAAUCCUUUAUCUUGUUCUCUCUGGAGAUAAUCUACAAAUAUUAUUCAGUAACCAUGGAAUCGACUUGGGAAGGGAAACAUGGGUAUAUUUCUGUGCUACUACUAUGUGUGUUCCAUUCAUUUUUCUUAAAACAAUGAAAGAAACUGCUUGGUUAAGUAUAUUUGGAGUAGUGACGACGUUGUUUGUCGUAUUGACCGUGUUCAUAAUAUCCAUCAUUGAAUAUCCGAAAAACUUAAAAAAUCAGCACGAUUUUGUCAAUUUUCGAAACCUUCCUAUCGCUCUAUCAACUUUCUUUUUCAGUUUUGGAGGUAAUGUUGUUUACCCACAUAUUCAAGCCAGUAUGAAAAAUAGAAAAGCAUGGCCUAAAGUAGUUAAACUUGCGAAAUUUACUAUUGUUUUUAUGUACCUUUUAAUCGGUAUUCCUGCCUACUUAACCUAUGGUCGAAACACAAAGUCACCUAUAUAUCUAAGCCUUCCACCUGGUGUCAUAGUUGAUAUUACCAUGUUAAUGAUCACAAUACAUAUUCUUUUUGCACUCCCUGUUUAUCAAACAGCUUUUUCUUUGGAAUUAGAAAAAUAUAUUUUUACAAACAUUUCAAUUAUUAGUAAUACUAGUGAAUUUAUUUUACGUACAAUACUUCGUUUAACUCUUGUAGCUUUCACAGUAUAUGUUGCAAUAGUUGUACCAUAUUUUAAUACUAUUAUGUCACUUUUAGGCGCUUUAGGUAAUGGUAUUUUAUUAAUGGUUAUGCCAAUAUUAAUUUGGAUAAAAUUAUUUGGUUGGAAUCAUUUAAAAAAUUUUAAAGAAAAAAUUUGGGUUAUUUUUAUUUUAAUUUUUGCCCUUUGUGGUGCUAUUAUUGGUACUUGGGAUGCAUUAAAUACUUUGUCGACAGAAAUCUUGAGUGGAAAUUGA
This is a messenger RNA of Dentiscutata erythropus, 1368 nucleotides long. Lineage: Eukaryota; Fungi; Glomeromycota; Glomeromycetes; Diversisporales; Gigasporaceae. The record is from the annotation of a GenBank genome assembly.